AUGGCAAUCCCGCCUGCCCGUCAUCAGCGUGCUCUCAGCGUGCUGGAUGUAAAUGAUCUCCCACUUCAUAUUUUCCCUCAGCGCCUCCCAGCCCUUGAAGUUGCACGUCAUGUACUUCAGAAACGCAGCCACCUUACCGGCAGUGGUGCGGUGGGUGUUGUGUUUUGUCACCUGCAGCCCAAUGAACGUCACUUUUUUCUCCGCACCGCUGUGCCCAUCGGUGCCAGCAUUUCAGGACCGCCCAGAUUUAUUUAUUUUUUUCUUGGCCGUUUGCGCUCGUUGCACCUCGACCACGUAGAACGCAUCCAGCAAGGGAAAAAACGCUUGCUGAGUACAUACAGAACGCCAGCUUGA
Messenger RNA from Trypanosoma rangeli, 354 nucleotides. RefSeq lists its product as uncharacterized. NCBI's taxonomy places the organism in Eukaryota, Euglenozoa, Kinetoplastea, Trypanosomatida, Trypanosomatidae. The record is from RefSeq and is a predicted model, not a curated record. The transcript has a single exon. The coding region runs from base 1 to 354 and encodes 117 amino acids.